AUGCAGGCAGGAAAGAUGAAGAGACCGACAGAGAAAAUAGUAGAAAAAUAUAUAUGGCGCUUUAUGCUUAUACUGGCAUAUAUUUAUACACCUGUAAAUGGAAUAUUAUCUUUGGACCAAAUAGAAAUCUUGCAGAAGAAUAAAAUAGAAUACGAAGGCAGACAUAUAAUUAUAAACCCAAGUGGACCACUCAAUCUGCUUAGAGGAUAUAUCAUUCACAAGGAAGGAUUAAUUUACAACAAAAGGCUUUUUACGCCCGAAAUUUCUGCUAAGUACCAAAUAGUCCAGGCUUCAGAUGUAAAUGCAGCUUUUCCAGUAUAUUCAUUCAACAGAGGCAUAGAAAAUGACGCAGUUGCUUCAGAUGGGUUUAGCAGUGAUAUUAAAGGGGGAUACCUACGCACAUACCACAAAAUACUCAUUAAUAUGUUUCCAUUUCACAAUGAGUCUGUCCCAAUUGAGAGCAAUGAAAAAGACAGUUUCAGUAGGUGGACUAAAUCAAAGAAGACCAAAAAGCACAUGCAUAGACUACUUGCAGCACUCCUGCUAAUGUCAGAGGGAAUACGUAUACCAAUUCAGAUUGUAGGGGAGGAAGGUGAUGCACACGUUGUUCUAAAACAAAAGAGCGGAAAGCAGGUUGUUUUUUGUAUUCCCCUACCCAUAAAGAGUGAAGUGCAGGAGCCCAGUGACAGUAGGGACUUUCAGAAAAAAACAAGAGAAAUUAUUAAGGGAUUUAUUGAAAUUUCAAGUUUGAGAGCUAAAGAUGCUAUAUCAGAAUACGAUGAGCCAAAUACGCUAGAGCAGUUCAGAACGGGACUAUUCCUUAAUAGCAUCAAGUUUCUUAUACAAGCGUAUUUAUUCGAGUUUAUAGACACCGUAGAAGAAGCAUUGCUUGUUAAUCAGACAGUGUAUGAUAUGAUUCUUAAUCAGAUAAAUGAGACAAAACCAACAGAAAAAAGGAUUAUAUCACAUUAUAAGCGUGUCUUAGACAGGUGCUUCACAACAAUAGAUGAGUACUUCUACGAAAAUAAUGCUCUGACCUACAUAAAUAUCAUAAAGGAGAUUCCAAAGGCUAUGAUAAUUAAGCAGGCACUGCCAUUCUCAAACCAACAGCAGAUCCCUAAUAUAAAGAACAUUGCAAGAAACAGUAUUAAUGCAACAUUACCCCAGGAUACUCUGCAAGUCGUAUAUUCUGGCAACAGAAAUUGCAUUCUUACUAUUCUUAGUGUGGUGUGCUGCUUGUUCUAUAAUCCGUCAGUGCAUAUGUAUGAGUUCAAAAACAAAAAGUGCAAAACUGACCAUAUUGAAGCCUUUUUUAAUAAGAACAUGAAGCCAUUCCAAAGUAUUGGAGUUACUGUAUAUAGUGAGUGGUGUGAGCAUAUUGAAAAUUCUAUCGAUCGCAGUAAAUUCUUCUUGUACAAGAGACAUGCCGUAGGAGUAGGCCUUUUCAACAUGCUGUACACACUAGCAUGCUGUUUGAAUAUGGGGGGAAGGUCUAAAGAAAAAAUUACUAAUUUCGCAAAUGCACUGAACAAAAGUCACGAGCCAAUGAUUUGGUUCUAUGGAGAUAUAAAUGAAUUUGUGAAAAGUUUCUUCCAAAAGAUUACAUGUAAUAAGAACCUAUCUGUUAGUUGUAAAAAACUUGUAAGAAGAAAAGUCGUGAACAAGUUUGACGUAUUUGGAGAGAUAGUUUUAGAAUACAAAUAUGAUGAUAGGCAAGAGACAAUUAGCAUAAACUUAACUACUGAAGACACAUAUUUUAAUAUCACAGAUAGCCGCAUAAUUUCGCACGACAGUAGAGAAGAGAGACUGCAGAGUUUGAUGAACACCAGCCAAGAGCGAGACAACUUUACAUCCUGUCUUGUUUCCUACUGUAUAUACAACAUAAUAAAGAGUAUAGACCAAAGAAAGAAAGAUGGAUUGCACGACAUUUGCCAUAUGCCAAAUACAAGUGACCUAGACUAUGAAGAAAUAUCUAAGAUACUUAUUAUGAGGAAAAUCACUGACAUAGAGUACAAAAAAGAUCUAGUAAUUUGGACUAUUGUACAAACAAGCAAAAGUGAUGGAAAUAUCAGUGCAGAAACACCAGGAAUGAGGUUUAUAUCAAACAUAGUUGCAAGCUACUAUGCACAUGACGUAAGCAGUUUGAAGUCAAUUUUGUCCUGCAUUACGCUUAUAAAGAACCACAUAAGUGUUACUCCAGAGAUAAAUAUAAGAGAAGAGACAUAUAAAAAAAUGAAAGAGCAAGCAAAUCCGACUAUUAUGAAAAUAUCAAUACUCUAUGCAAUUGAGAGAAAAGCCCCAGAGCUUCUUAUAUACUACAUAACAAACUAUCUUAAAGCAAAUGAGAAAACCCCAGACGUAUGGCCGGAUGUUGUUUUAGUAAUCUCUAACAAAGAAGUAUUUGAUGUUUUAUUCAAGUUAAACAAUGUGCUUUACUCAACUGACAUGCUAAACACCAUAGACUCCAUGGAUUAUAAGAGCGCAGAGUUGCGUAUGUAUCUGAGCAUUGCGUGGUUUGUAUAUGCGUGUGAGACAAAGAAAGAAUUUCCUACGUUAAUUGAGACUCUGUAUAGCAGUAUUAGUAUUAAGAAUGUAGAAACAAAAAAAUAUGCGUGCUGUAUUAUAAGCCAGGAUAACUUCAAGAGCGUGCAUGCUUUCUUAGACAUACAGAAGAAGAGUCUGUCAAAGGACAACCAGGAAGAGAGAGAGAAGGGAAAAAAGAAGAUAAAGGAUAUUAUUCCGAUCAUGCACACACAUUUAUAUGAUAUGGCUUUUUGA
Nematocida ausubeli is the source of this 2778-nucleotide messenger RNA. RefSeq lists its product as uncharacterized. The coding region runs from base 1 to 2778 and encodes 925 amino acids. The transcript has a single exon. NCBI's taxonomy places the organism in Eukaryota, Fungi, Microsporidia. The record is from RefSeq and is a predicted model, not a curated record.